AUGACCAACUCACCGCCACCCGACCCGCCUGUGGCACAGGACGAGGACAACUCAAACGCCGCCCAAGACCUGCAGACCCCGACUUUCGGACUCUACCCGCAACCGAGGGCGCUGCCCUACUCCGCGCAGGAAGCCGAGCUUAUGGAGGAGACCGACGACUGCACGCGCUGGAUCCGAUCUCUGAGCAUGGACGAGGACGUCUAUUCCGUAGUCUCAGAUUCGGACGCAGGCUCAAACUCAGGCUCAGGCGAAGAGAUCGACGCAGAGGGCCUCAAGGUGUACAAAGCGGACACGGCGCGCGAGCUGGAGCUCAUCCGCUCCCGCCUCGAGAGCAUCCUGACCGUGGGCGGAGCACGCCUCGCCCCCCGUCCCGCGCACCUCUACCCGGCGGAACUGUUCACCACCUUCCUAACCGACUGGGACAACGUGCAGUGGCUCGGCGCGCGGCUGCUCGAGUCCGGGCUCGACCUCGAGUCCAACAACCCCGCCACGUAUCGCUACGUUGUGCUUGCGGCCGAGAUGAUGGAGAGCGAUCUCGCCUCCACUGUGGCUAGGCUGAUGGAGGACGUGGAGGCGUACUAUGCCCAGAUUCUGAGGGGGUAUGGGCUGUUGAUGAGGGAAGAGGAAGGGGAGAUCGCCCGCCUGCGCGGAGAAGUUGCCGGAGACAUGGGCACGCUUGAGGCGAGGCUCGAUAUGGCUGUGAGGGAGUUGGACAAGGCGAAAAGGGAGGCGGAGAAGGAGAAGGCGGAGAGGAUGGCGCUCGAAACGCUCCUUGGGAGGUUGCCUGAGGACAUGCGCAGGGAGCUCGUCUUGGCCAACAGCGUUGCCCUGACACCUGGGCAGAGGGCGAGGUGGGGUAUCCCCUGA
Trichosporon asahii var. asahii CBS 2479 is the source of this 867-nucleotide messenger RNA. RefSeq lists its product as uncharacterized. The transcript has 2 exons. NCBI's taxonomy places the organism in Eukaryota, Fungi, Basidiomycota, Tremellomycetes, Trichosporonales, Trichosporonaceae. The record is from RefSeq and is a predicted model, not a curated record. The coding region runs from base 1 to 867 and encodes 288 amino acids.